UAGUUCCAUGACAGUAUUUUCAAAUAUUUCCAUUUUUUCUGGGUUCUUGACUUCUUUAUUUUCAACCAAGAGGAUCCACAAUCUAUGCACCAUACACCACAACGUCGAAGAAGCCCUUCGCCUCCUCGACUUCCUCUGCCUACAUGGCUACCUCCCGGCUUCCCUUAAUCUCAGUAGCAUUAUUCACGCCUUUUGCAACCCCAACCAAUUCCUAGAAGCUCACCAUCGUUUUCUUCUGUCCUUAGCUUUUGGUUUAGCCCUCGAUGAGCGCACCUGUAAUGGGUCAUUGUCCUAAUGCUGUUACGUAUACUACUUUGAUAAAUGGGUACUGUAAAAUUGGUGACUUGGGCACUGCGCACAAGCUGCUUGAUGAAAUGCAUGAGUGUGGUGUGGUGCCCAAUUCGCUCGCUUAUAGUGUGUUGAUUCGUUGGGUGUUUAGAAGGCGAGAUGUUGAAUAUGGGAGGGAGUUGAUGCGCAAGCUUUGGGAGAGAAUGAAGGACGAAAAUGAUCCCAGUUUGAACACUGUGGUCUUUGCCAAUCUCAUUGAUUCUUUGUGUAGAGAGGGGUUCUUCAAUGAAGGUUUUAGGAUUGCAGAGGAAACACCUCAAGGAAUGAGUGUGAAUGAGGAAUUUGCUUAUGGGCAUAUGAUUGAUAUGCUCUUUGUAGAGCUGGAAGGAACCAUGAGCAACAUACAAAAGACGACCAUGGCCUAUCCAUACUACUCUCCUCCUCCGCCCCCAUCACCACCUCUCCCUUGCAACCCUGUGCUGCCACCACCACCUUCUCCUCCUCCACCAAAACAACAUCGUCAUCAUCACCACCACCACCCGCCACCACCAGGAGCGCCUGCAAAGGCCCCCUCUUCCUAUGGAUCACUUCCACCAGCACCUGCUACGUAUACCCUGCCACCGAAGUCAUCACCUCCAAAGUCCGCACCACCUCCUAAGCAUCACUUGCUGCCGCCACCAACACCAUAUCAUUACCCUCCAUCCCCAGAACCAACACCUUCUAGUCCAGGACCAAGUGAGGCGCCGCCUUCUAAACACUCUUAUCCUCCAACUCCAGCUAAGAGUCCAACACCAACACCAAAAUCUCCACCGGAUUAUCAACUUCCACCACCCAAACCGACACCCAGUGGCUACGUCCCAGUACCUGCACCACCUCUUUAUGGAGCACCCUCACCCCUACCUUUGAGCUCCGUCCCACCAUCAUCCGAAAUAGCAUCAUCACCACCAGGAACCAACCACACUACCGUCAUCGCCGUGUGCGUUUCCCUCGGGGGCGCCUUUUUCCUCGCGUUCCUAUUAGUCGGCCUCAUUUGUAUGGCAAAAAAGAAAAAGAAACCGGUAAUGGUUCCUGCUGCAGCUGCUUGCAUCGAAGAACAUGAAGUAAUCCAGGAGACGAUCACGACAGGUCCGUGUGGAGAACAAACUGUGACGGUAACGGUUGAGGAUGAUGUGGUUAUUCAUGAAGAAAUGGGUGCCGUUCCUGUUAGUCAACUUAGUCUGCAUGGUGGGGGUGCCGCUGAGCAGCCUUGCGAACCAGGGCUCCCUAGUACUGGUCCUUAUCACAGACAUCACCCACACUACUAGCCUGUGUAAUGGCUGCAUGCAUUGAGUUAAUUAACUAGCUUAGCUAGCUAAUUAAUUAAUUCCUUGCAUUUCAUUUGUUUGUGGAGUCCCAUCUUAAUAAGUUUGAUCUAAUAUU
Rubroshorea leprosula is the source of this 1707-nucleotide messenger RNA. The record is from the annotation of a GenBank genome assembly. Lineage: Eukaryota; Viridiplantae; Streptophyta; Magnoliopsida; Malvales; Dipterocarpaceae.